Molecule: messenger RNA, 388 nt
Organism: Ostrea edulis (European flat oyster)
Lineage: Eukaryota; Metazoa; Mollusca; Bivalvia; Ostreida; Ostreidae
Product: serine protease inhibitor Cvsi-2-like
Exons: 3
Coding region: 98-349 (83 amino acids)
Source: RefSeq, a predicted model, not a curated record
ACGAACGUAAUCACAACGUCCAUUAUCUGGAUGCUUAUAUAUAACACUCCACAUAGAUAGUGCGAUUCACGUCGACCGUCAACCCAGAUUUCACACCAUGAAAGCUAUCUUCGUUCUCGCUGCUCUCAUUGUUGCAGUCUCCUGUGAGACGUGCCGAGAUCAUGAUGAGUGUUCUAUAACUACCUGUGGAACAGGGGCCGAGCUACACUGCAUCUCUCGCCAGUGCACGUGUACUACAGCCGCUGGAGGCGACGGUGUCUGUGCUACAGCCACUGAAUGUCACGGCCGAUGUGACCAUGGACGCCAGCAUCACUGUAUCGACGGGCGAUGCAGAUGUACUCACUUUUAAAUUUAUGAACGUUCUAAAUAAAUUUUGAUUACGGGAUGA